UUCAAGGGACCAAGGUUAGAGAAGGAGUGAAGGAAAUUUUGUAAUCUUUUUUGAAUAUGAUGAUAUGAGUAGUUGAAAUUGAUUGUAUAGGUUCCAAUGUCAUAGAUAUACUUGGGAAUUUCUUUGAAUCAAUUCAGUCGAAAAGUGUUUGAUUUUUGAAACUACUAAUCAAUUUCUUGUAAUUUUCUUUUUUAUGAGCAGUGGCUGCUCUCCAGGACCUAUACAGAACCUUGAACUACCCACCAGAGCUUCAAGGAUGGAAUGGUAGUGAUCCUUGUGUAUAACUGAUGGACUGGGACACCAGGCUCAAAAUUGCGAUUGGAUCAGCCAAAGGACUUGCUUAUUUACAUGAGGAUUGUCACCCUCGCAUCAUUCACCGAGACAUAAAGGGUGCAAACAUUCUAAUUGAAAACAACUUUGAUGCCAAAGUGGCAGAUUUUGGAUUGGCAAAGUUUAAUCAAGACACUAACACAUGUUUCUACUUGUGUGAUGGGAACAUUUGGGUAAAAUACUAAUAAACCAAACAAUUCACAAAGUUUUAUAUCAUUAUAUGUGUAUGUUUCUGUCUGCUAAUACCAAAUUGGUCUAAUCACUUGGUUUCUUAUUCAGGUAUUUGGC
Messenger RNA from Lotus japonicus, 618 nucleotides. RefSeq names its product proline-rich receptor-like protein kinase PERK7. Gene Ontology annotation, biological process: protein phosphorylation. NCBI's taxonomy places the organism in Eukaryota, Viridiplantae, Streptophyta, Magnoliopsida, Fabales, Fabaceae. The record is from RefSeq and is a predicted model, not a curated record. The transcript has 3 exons. The coding region runs from base 288 to 515 and encodes 75 amino acids. Gene Ontology annotation, molecular function: ATP binding; protein kinase activity.